Molecule: messenger RNA, 330 nt
Organism: Ostertagia ostertagi
Lineage: Eukaryota; Metazoa; Nematoda; Chromadorea; Rhabditida; Trichostrongylidae
Source: the annotation of a GenBank genome assembly
AUGCCGGUGAGAGUGCCACGCCGUGAAAACAUGAGGCAUGCGUACACACUUGAUCCUCCUAUCAGCGAGGUUGGGAGAAUUAUAGCGCAGAUAUUUGCACGUGAGUUAGUUACUCGGAACGCCGUUCCCAAAGCGAUUUACUCAUCGCCCAGCUUGGCGAGUGUACAGACUGCGGCCGAUAUACGAAACUUCAUCGGGGGCGAGUGUGGCAGCAUCAAUAUCGAACCUGGCCUGGCAUCCGAUCAAAAUGCAGCGCCACUGUGGAUGAGUCCAAAGGAGUUCAAUCAACUUAAGUACAAUGUUAACGAGAGCUACACUCCAGAACAAGGU